CCGACUGUACUGAGAGGAAGCGAAUCGAAACUGCUGAAUGAGUUCACCUUCAGUUUAACUGUUACUUCAGUGCUGUGAGUCUCCAUGAUUUCCCUCUGAGCAGCACUCAUUUUAAUCUUUACCUGGUGCGUGGACAAAAUGAAUGGCUCUCUGCGCUCCACGGACAACGUGGUGGACAUGAAACUAAAGCGAGGACCGGCAGGCUUGGGCUUCAACAUAGUUGGAGGUGUGGACCAGCAGUAUGUUGUGAACGACAGUGGCAUUUAUGUGUCCAAAAUAAAAGAAGAUGGAGCCGCAGGUCUGGAUGGAAGGCUGCAAGAGGGCGACAAGAUCCUGGCGAUUAAUGGAGUCCAGCUGGAGGAUCUGACACAUAAAGCUGCUGUGGAUCUGUUCAGGAUGGCAGGGGAGGAUGUGGAGCUCCGUAUUCUCAAAAAGUCGCCCCCUCACAUGAACGGAACCUCAGACUCACAACCUGAACAUCACUCUCCAGUGUUUUCUCUGGGAUUACUGCUAGCUCUAGCGGGAGCCGCCGCCAUCUUUUCAUUCAUUUACACACGACACACUAGGAAACACUUUUAGCUCCGCCAUUUACUGUCUCUGUGGUAUUUUAAGAUCAAAAACUUCGCUAAAGGCCAAAGAACCUAAAGAGAGGGGGGAAAAAACUCUAAACAGUAGACCUUAUUUUUUUAUUAGUCAGUGUUGGCCUUUCUCCAUGUACAUUCUCAUGUGAUUUAACGGUUGCUUCUUAUGCUCUUUCCACAAAAAUAACCUCUUAUAUGUAGCUUUGUGACGUACACAGAUAAAGAAGGAUGUACAUGUGACAUCCCUGCUGCUGAGCUGAGCUCACGCAGAAACUAACGGCUUCCCAAACGCGUGAGAUGUCGGCAGAAAAUUCCAACGUUGGGCCAUUCAGUAACUGAGAGUUUUAGUGAGUGGCAGAUAUGAGCUCACGUUCCUUCAGCUUUCAUGAAUUCCAUAUGACUGGGUUUUGAUUCUCAUUUUGCAUUGUUGUACAGGCGCAUAGCAUCCUUCUCACUUCCUUUCCUCAGCCAUCAUUCCACUUUUCAACAUGUUCUCAUUUAAAAAAAACAGGUGACAAAUACAGUUUAAUGCUGUCCUUUUCAAAAGCAGCUCAGACUCUACAGCUUCACACCGUAGAUUAUAGAAAACAUUACUAAAACAAGAGGAAACGAUGCAUUUAUACACUAUCUUCAAAUGCGGAUUAAUACACAUAAAGCGUGAUGGUGAUUAUUUCCAGCACUAGGACUGUUUAUCCUUUAUUGACUCAAAAUUCAAAUACUGUGGCCAAGUGUGUCUUUAUGAAGUAAUAACGUCAUCUUGUGUGGCUCAUUUUUAAUCAUGUUUGCGCAACGGUGGAACAAGAUACAUAUAUCUUAUAUUUGUUUAUAAAUUUAGUUCAUAUUUGUGAGGAAAAAAUAUAGAUAAUCGGUUGUUCACGGUAUCACCAAGUAUCACUCGUUCACUCAGGGUCAACUAUUAAAUAUAUAUAUAUAUGAUGGGGUGAACAGUUCACUUGCUAAUACUCGGUCAAGGGAUGCUGCCAUAUUCGUGUCACUGCUAUUUUAAAAACAUUCUCCUCAUUUUUCACAAUCAUGUACCGUCUGUUUAAUGACUUGUCUUGUGGGUAAGAAAAUGAAAAGUGAGGAAAUGAGUGUUUCUUUUGUGUGAAGGACCAACGGCGUAAUUCUCAAAAUCGGCUCCAUUUAACGGGGACCUUUCUAAGCAAACUGCAACUAUAAAUGUUAAUUGUUAUUAUUUUUGCACUAUUCAGAGUCAUCAAUCAUGUUCCAGUAAAAGUUCAAGUAUGAGAUGAGGGUGUAUGAAUUGAGAUUUGUGUUUGGUUGCUCCGCGUCUGUCGACAUGUGUUUGUGUUUGACUGUUGUCGUGUUGUAAAUACAUUUCAUGUCGCUCUGCUGAUCGGGGACUGUGAAUAUGUGCAGUAUGCCAGAGGAGUAGAUCACAUGCACUACAUAAUGAUGCAAAUACUGUGUGUUUGACAUCCAGGCACCAAUUAAAAUUCAUGUUGAAUUCA
Solea senegalensis (Senegalese sole) is the source of this 2053-nucleotide messenger RNA. It is a transcript of the gene synj2bp, whose product is annotated as synaptojanin 2 binding protein. Bases 139 to 579 code for a protein of 146 amino acids. Gene Ontology annotation, molecular function: protein binding. The transcript has 4 exons. The record is from RefSeq and is a predicted model, not a curated record. NCBI's taxonomy places the organism in Eukaryota, Metazoa, Chordata, Actinopteri, Pleuronectiformes, Soleidae.